AUGAUGCAAGCAACAAGAUUCAUCGCAUUGAUAUGCUUCUUAGUUUUAAUAACGUGCAGUACUACAAGUAUCCAAGAAAACUUCCUUCAGUGCCAAAGUAAUAGUACAAUAAGAAUCUGUACAUUUGAUGACGAAGUUCAAAGAUAUGUGGCCUUACUGAAAAUAAGCGGUGGGUUCAUCAUUGCCAAGGGAUCAAUAUCCGCAUUCGAUUGCAAGAAGAAUGGAUUUACAAGAAGUGGUUGCAAAGUUAUAAAGAAGGCGGCUAAUAAACUGAAGGACAAGGUGACCCUCUUCAUUAAGAGGUCACUCAGCAAUCAGUUGACUGAAGUCCUUCAGGAGCAGAAAGAUAGGAAACGUCAAUUAUGUUUAGAGUCGAACAUAAAAGGACGGUGUAUUAAGUGGAUAUUGUGGAAUCCAUUAAAUGAUGGAAGUGAGGUAGAUUUAAUUCUUAAGCAAUAUCAUGAUAUAUGCUUACUGGCUGGAAAAAAGGUUGUAGCAGAUUUCCCAAAUUACAUGACUCAUAUUGUUUUCACUUGUGUUGAAAAAGAUGGAGGAGAUGAUAAUGAUGACAGAAAUGAUGGUGAUGAUGGUGAUGGUGGUAAUGAUAGUGAUGAUGGUAAUGAUGGUGAUGAUAGGAAAUGUUCAAAGGAUAAUUAG
Molecule: messenger RNA, 657 nt
Organism: Lodderomyces margitis
Lineage: Eukaryota; Fungi; Ascomycota; Pichiomycetes; Serinales; Debaryomycetaceae
Exons: 1
Coding region: 1-657 (218 amino acids)
Source: RefSeq, a predicted model, not a curated record